Molecule: messenger RNA, 2337 nt
Organism: Chinchilla lanigera (long-tailed chinchilla)
Lineage: Eukaryota; Metazoa; Chordata; Mammalia; Rodentia; Chinchillidae
Gene: Smarce1
Product: SWI/SNF related, matrix associated, actin dependent regulator of chromatin, subfamily e, member 1
Biological process (GO): negative regulation of DNA-templated transcription
Cellular component (GO): SWI/SNF complex
Molecular function (GO): nucleosomal DNA binding; nuclear receptor binding
Source: RefSeq, a predicted model, not a curated record
UGUCUCAGAUUCAUUCUUAAGGAACUGAGAACUUAAUCUUCCAAAAUGUCAAAAAGACCAUCUUAUGCCCCACCUCCCACCCCAGCUCCUGCAACACAAAUGCCCAGCACACCAGGGUUUGUGGGAUACAAUCCAUACAGUCAUCUCGCCUACAACAACUACAGGCUGGGAGGGAACCCCGGCACCAACAGCCGGGCCACGGCAUCCUCUGGUAUUACGAUUCCAAAGCCCCCAAAGCCACCAGAUAAGCCGCUGAUGCCCUACAUGAGGUACAGCAGAAAGGUCUGGGACCAAGUAAAGGCUUCCAACCCUGACCUAAAGCUGUGGGAGAUUGGCAAGAUUAUUGGUGGCAUGUGGCGAGAUCUCACUGAUGAAGAGAAACAAGAAUAUUUAAACGAAUACGAGGCAGAAAAGAUCGAGUACAAUGAAUCUAUGAAGGCCUACCAUAACUCCCCCGCGUACCUUGCUUACAUCAAUGCGAAAAGCCGCGCCGAAGCCGCGUUAGAGGAGGAGAGCCGGCAGAGACAGUCGCGCAUGGAGAAGGGAGAGCCGUACAUGAGCAUCCAGCCUGCGGAAGACCCUGACGAUUACGAUGACGGCUUUUCCAUGAAGCACACGGCCACCGCCCGUUUCCAGAGAAACCAUCGCCUCAUCAGUGAAAUCCUCAGCGAGAGCGUGGUGCCGGACGUCCGGUCAGUCGUCACCACGGCUAGAAUGCAGGUCCUCAAGCGCCAGGUCCAGUCCCUCAUGGUUCACCAGCGAAAACUGGAAGCCGAACUUCUUCAGAUAGAAGAACGGCACCAGGAGAAGAAGAGGAAGUUCCUGGAAAGCACAGAUUCGUUCAACAAUGAGCUCAAAAGGCUGUGCGGGCUGAAGGUGGAAGUGGACAUGGAGAAGAUCGCGGCAGAAAUUGCCCAGGCCGAGGAGCAGGCCCGCAAGAGGCAGGAGGAGCGGGAGAAGGAGGUGGCGGAGCAGGCGGAGCGCAGCCAGGGCAGCCUGGCCCCCGAGGAGGAGCAGGCAGCCAGCAAAGCCGAAGAGAAGAAGGACGAGGAGAGCAUCCCGAUGGAGACAGAGGAGGCGCACCUGGAGGAGGCAGCGGAGAGCCAGCAGAACGGCGAGGAGGGCACGUCCACACCCGAGGGCAAGGAGAGCGGCCAGGAGGGCGUCGACAGCCUGGCCGAGGAGGGGACCAGUGACAGCAACACCGGCUCCGAGAGCAACAGCGCCACUGUGGAGGAGCCGCCCUCAGACCCCGCCCCGGAAGAUGAGAAAAAGGAAUAAACGUUGCCUUGUUCUAUGUGUCCUAGAUACUUUUUUAAAUGAAAGAAAAACGUUUUUCGGUUUUAAGGUGUUACGUGGUCUGUGUAUUAAUUUUUUUUGUCCAUAUCGCACCACCAAAGGCUUUUGGACCAUGAGCAUCACGAGCCCAGGGGCGCGGCCACCUUCCCUAGGCUGUGAAGAUGGCCCUUUCCUUUGCGUCUCGUUGCUGGCCCCCGGCUGCCGAAGGGCUCAGAGUCCAGACUGAGGAACGCCCAGCUCCGGAGAGUUACCUUCCGUGCUGCAGGACCUCCUCCGACAAAUGCCUUCUCCAGCUCACUCGGUGCUUACCAAAGCCAUAGCUUUAAACCUGCCCCAUCCCUGCCAGCGGCUUCCUGAGUCCCUGCGGUGUACGCGUGCAGAGACAGCCCGAGAACAGUCGCGUGGGAGCGUUUGUGUGUGUGUGUGUGUUUGCCUUCCCUGUCCACUUUUGAUCAGUGUCCCGUGCCAUGCGUGCUGUCACGGGGUGGAGCGAGCCCGUGGCUGGCUGCCCUCGGGCGGUGCUGGCCCGGGUGCAGUGUGUGUCCCUAGGUAGUCCGUAGCUGAGGAAGUAGUCUUACGUGGCGCAGCUCGUGCGCAGUGUCUGUUGCUUUCUGUCCUAAUUCAUACGGGGAACGUUCUGGUGAAUUCGUCCUUAUUGUACAGGGGGGAAAGUAUUUUUUUUAACCAGGUUUUCCAAAGACAGAAUAGAUCACAAGUAUUCUAUUAAGGAGUGGGACAUUUUUGUAACGGACUAGAUAAUGACCAGCCCAUUCCAGAAGAAAAACGGCUGGGAAUUAAGUUCGUCCACUUGAAAUGGUUUUACAAUAAUCAAAACAUUCAAAACCUCAAGGCUCAGAUCCCAGAGGUCAGAGCCAACCUUUUUGAUAAACUCUUGGUAAAGCUUUGGAGACUAGAAGCAAGAUAGUUUGUGACAUGUACGCUUCCUAAAAACUAGCAUAGAUUUUUACUGAAUAGUGGUAUAUCUGAUGGUCUAUGUUUCUUAAAGGUCCAAAUGUAAUAAAAAAACAAAAAAAAUGG